Stegostoma tigrinum is the source of this 1677-nucleotide messenger RNA. RefSeq lists its product as uncharacterized. The coding region runs from base 218 to 907 and encodes 229 amino acids. The transcript has 5 exons. NCBI's taxonomy places the organism in Eukaryota, Metazoa, Chordata, Chondrichthyes, Orectolobiformes, Stegostomatidae. Gene Ontology annotation, biological process: synaptic signaling. The record is from RefSeq and is a predicted model, not a curated record. Gene Ontology annotation, cellular component: plasma membrane.
UGUGACCCUGCUUGGAGGUUGUAGUUACAGUUUCAGAAGUGAUCAAUUCCAGUGAGGAUGUCUGUACUAAGGUGAAAGCUCACGCACAGUUCUUCACGACGGGAAAAAUGGCUCCAUUCAGACUCUGGAGAUUCAGAUUCUGAUGUUGGUUCCUGGAAAGCCUCCAUGGUUGGAGGACGAGAAUCCGUAUCCACUUGAAGCAGCAUAGGCUUCUGCGAUGACUGUGGAAACCACUGCUUAUGCCUUGCUUCAAGCAUUGUCAAGGAAUGAUAUUGACUAUGCAACACCGAUUGCGAGGUGGCCAACGAUGCAACAGAACUAUGGUGGUGGAUUUCACUCGACGCAGGGUGGAGUUAGUGGAACCGAAAAAGAUGUCUCCCUCACAGCGUUUGUGACAAAAGAAUUGCAUUGUUCCUUGGCGGCCUUUCAACAGAAGAAUAUUCAGAGAUUUCACGAGUGUAGCACGCUGAGUAUUGUUAUCCCGAUAGUUCUUUCGUAUCAGUCCGUGUGUAUUCCUGGGCGAAUGUGCUCGUGUGGUCUCAGGAGUUGCGGAGGUCACGGCUCUGGGACAGCCGUUUCAUCGCUCUAUGCUGCAGAACCUACCCCGGAAGAGAGAGCCCAGAGAAUUGCCAAAGCUGUCCGCAAACAGUCAACAGAAGUGAAGGAAAAUUGGGAGCAAUUGAAAACCCGUGCGAGCAACUGGCAGAAACAGGUGGAAAAGACGUUGGAGAAACUUCAAGAACUGCAGAAAGCGCUGGAUGAUCUUGAGGCUCAUGUGAUAACAGCUGAGGGGGUCCACACUGAUUGGCAACCUGUGGGUGACCUGCUUAUUGACUCAUUGCAGGAUCACAUUGAUAAAACCACAGUAAGUGCAAUUACAUUACACUUCACUUAUGAACAGAUGUAACCAGAAUGUUGUAUCGAGACGAUCAGUAAUAUGAGUAUUCAGUAAUAUUGAUUGAAUGGUUGUUAACUGAAUUUGCAAAUUAAAAGUUAGUUGAGCAUGCCUUCUGAUGAUAUCACAACAUGAAUAUCAGUAUAAUUGAGGAUUCUAUUAGUCAGUGACAUCAGCUGAGUUAUCUGCUUGUUGCCAUGUUAUCAGGGUUAAAGGUAAAGUCUUAGCACGCCAUUUGGCGACUCCUUAGAGAGAGACAACUGGUUAUGAUUUAACCUGAAGAUCACCACGCCUCAGUCAAGUAGAGCGGUUGAGGCGAAGACCCUUUGUGGUCAGCUCACUGGUAUGGCAAUUGAGCCCUCUCUGCAGGGCAUCACUCUGCAUCACAAACCAACUGAAUUUGAAUAGAGUUUAGGAUUGGAGAGCAAUCCAUGCAAUUAUUUUUUUUAAUGAAUGUUUCUCACUGGGACUCUCUCACCGGCAAACUUUUUAAAAGCCAGCUCAGCCAUACAGGCGAGAUCAGUUCCUGAUCUCAGCUGAAUUUUUUGACCUGGGGUGGGUCAGCGUUAGGAGUUCAGUGAUUGGAAUGAAUUCUCAUGAAGUUAGCGAGAGGGAUACUACACGUGAAUAGAUCGAUGUUUUGAGAAGAGGAUGAGAUAUGAGCAAAAGUUUAAUUGAUGUGGAAGACCAGCCACAAUCAUCAUCGACGGUGGAGCAGGCUUGAGCGGCCAUGCAACAUUGUGCUGCCGCUAUUUGACUUGUUCUGUGGAAAGGAAGGAAAA